UGAUGGACAUGCCCACUUAAUAUCUUUGAAAAUCAUGUCAAAUAAAUUCACCUUCACAAACCUAGGAUUUAUUUCUGCUCCUACAUGGAAAAUCCAAAGAGGAGAUGUCAUCUACAUUGGUGGCCUGCCUGACAGGCAAAAGACAGAAGUUAAUGGUGGGUUCUUCAAAGGAUGUAUACAAGAUAUAAGAUUGAACAACCAAAAUCUGGAAUUCUUCCCAAAUUCAACAAGCAAUGCAUCUCAGAAUCCAAUUCUUGUCAAUGUGACCCAAGGCUGUCCUGGAGAUGAUGUCUGCAAGCCUAACCCCUGUCACAAUGGCGGUGUCUGCUAUUCCCUGCGGGAUGACUUCUCCUGUUCCUGUCCUGCACACACAGUAGGCAAAGCCUGUGAAGAAGUUCGGUGGUGUGAGUCCAGCCCGUGUCCUCCCAGCGCCCAAUGCCAGCCAAUGCCUCAAGGGUUUGAAUGUAUUGGGAAUGCUGUUUUUAAUGAACAAAGCAGUGAACUGUUGUUCAGAAGCAAUGGGAACAUUAUCAGAGAGCUCACCAAUAUCACAUUUGGUUUCAGAACAAGGGAUGCAAAUGUGCUAAUAUUGCAUGCAGAAAAAGAGCCCGAGUUUCUUAAUGUCAGCAUUCAAGAUUCCAGAUUACUUUUCCAAUUGCAAAGUGGCAACAGUUUUUAUAUGCUGCAUCUGACAAGUUUGCAGUCAGUGAAUGACGGCAUGUGGCACCAAGUGACUCUUUCUAUGAUAGACCCAUUGUCCCAGGCCUCCAGGUGGCAAAUGGUAGUGGACAAUCAAACUCCUUUUGUGACCAGUGCAACUGCUACUGGAAGCCUCAGCUUCUUAAAGGAUAACACAGACAUUUAUGUAGGUGACACAGCUAUUGACGAUUUGAAGGGUCUGCAGGGGUGCCUAAGCACAAUAAAAAUUGGAGGCAUUUCUCUCUCUUACUUUGAAAAUGCUCAUGGUUUCACUAAAAACCCUCAGGAAGAGCAGUUUCUCAAAAUCUCUACAAAUUCAGUGGUGACUGGAUGCUUGCAGUCAAAUGCCUGUGACCCAGACCCCUGUUUGCAUGGAGGAAAUUGUGAAGACAUCUAUAGCUCUUAUCACUGUUCCUGUCCCAUGGGAUGGUCAGGAACACACUGUGAACGCAACACUGACGAAUGCUUUUCAAACCCCUGUAUCCAUGGCAACUGCUCUGACGGAGUUGCAGCCUACCACUGCAGGUGUGAGCCUGGAUACACUGGUGUGAACUGUGAAGUGGAUAUAGACAACUGUCAGAGUCAUCAGUGUGCAAAUGGAGCCACCUGCAUUAGUGAUUCUAAUGGCUACUCUUGCCUCUGUCCUGGGAAUUUUACAGGGAAAUUUUGCAGGAGCAGCAAAUUACCCUCAACAGUCUGUGGGGACAAGACGACAAAUCUUACUUGUUAUAAUGGAGGCAGCUGCAUGCAGUUCCAGACUGAAUUCAAAUGUAUGUGCCGGUCAGGUUUUACUGGAGAAUGGUGUGAAAAAGACAUUGAUGAGUGUGCCUCUGACCCCUGCUUGAACGGGGGUUUGUGCCAGGACUUGCUGAACAGGUUCCAGUGCCUCUGCGGGGUGGCCUUCGCUGGCGAGCGCUGCGAGCUGGAUUUGGCAGAUGACUUGAUCUUGAACAUUUUCACCACCAUUGGUUCUGUGACUUUAGCCCUGUUGUUCAUCCUCUUGCUGGCCCUUGUUUCUAUUGUCACCUCCAAGAAAAGGGCAACUCAAGGGACCUACAGCCCCCACCGCCAGGAGAAGGAGGGCUCUCCAGUGGAAAUGUGGAUCCGAAUGCCACCCCCCGCCAUGGAGAGACUGAUUUAG
Castor canadensis (American beaver) is the source of this 1840-nucleotide messenger RNA. The record is from RefSeq and is a predicted model, not a curated record. Lineage: Eukaryota; Metazoa; Chordata; Mammalia; Rodentia; Castoridae.